CGUCGGUCGAUCCAGUUGCACGCUCACCUUCCCGAGCCGCAUCUCUCUCUCUCUCUCUUCUCUCUUACUCUUCCUUGACACAACUCUGACUGCCUCUCCGGAGACCUCUGGGGAUCUUUUUAAUUCCUCUCUGCUAGAUUUGGAGACAAGAUGUAAUUGCGCGGCGAGUUCCGCCGCCUGGAAAUGACCAACAACAUCAUGGCCGUGGGCCUGUGGACAUCGAACGCGACCCAGCAGCUGUGGCUGAACGAGACCGACUGCACCAACGGGACGCUCGGGAACGCGACGCUGGGCAAUGCGUCGGACACGGGGCUCUCGAUGGGCGGCGUCCCUCCGGAGAAAAACUACUGGGCGUUGCUGCUGGUGCUGUUCCCCGUGUUCACGCUGUUUGGCAACGUGCUCGUGAUCUUGGCCGUGCGGCGGGAACGCACCUUGCAGACCGUGACCAACUACUUCAUUGUCAGCCUGGCGCUCGCCGACUUGCUGGUGGCCGUCGUGGUCAUGCCUUUCGCCGUCUACGUCCUGGUGAAUGGGACUUGGGGCCUGCCUACGUUCGUGUGCGACUUGUACAUCGCAAUGGACGUCACGUGCAGCACUUCGUCCAUUUUCAACUUGGUGUCCAUUAGCAUAGACAGGUACAUAGCAGUCACUCAGCCGAUCAAAUACGCCAAACACAAGAACGAGCGACGCGUGUGGCUGACCAUCGGGCUGGUGUGGGUGAUUUCAGCGGCCAUUGGGUCGCCCAUCGUGCUCGGACUGAACAACACGCCCGACCGACUGCCGGACCUGUGCGUCUUCUACAACAGCGACUUCAUCAUAUACUCGUCGCUCAGCUCCUUCUACAUCCCGUGCAUCAUAAUGGUCUUCCUAUACUACAACAUUUUUAAGGCGUUGCGGAAGAGGGCCCAGAAGCAGCGAGCUGCCCGCAGGUCCAACCUGGCCGACAGCAUGCCCGGCGCCGUGAUCGAGAACUUGGCCCAGACGCGCCGACUGGCUGAGACGGCCCUCGUCGGCGCAGGGGUAAGUGCGGCCUUGCCGCUGCCCUCGACCACCUCACUCACCCUAGACGAGGACAAGCCGACAAACACCGGCAGCGGAUCUCAGGACGAGGACGAGGACGAGAAGGACGACGAGCAGGAGAACGAGCAGUCGAUCGACGACUGCCACGUCAUCGCCAACGACAAAUCCAUUGAAUUCAUCCUGGCCACUGUGGUCGAGGAGGAAGCGGCCAGGAACCCUUUGCCAGCAAAACUGCGCGAUGCCAACGGCAACAACGAUUCCGGGUACGCGGCGUCCCACAUCGAGGAGCCUGCCUGCGUCCAGCCAGCGGGCAGUCCGGCGGGCAGUCCGCGCGCAAAAGGUUCGCGGAGAAACGGCAGCUUCAAAUCGACGGCGGGUCACUCGCGCAGUAUGGCAAUGCCAGUGCCAACCCCAGGGCCGUGCGCUACGUCUGGGUUGGCGGUGAUAACGGUGGGCACGGUGGCCGCCGUGUCAGCUGCCACCGUGGGCGCCGACACCAAGAAGGAUCGCAAGUCCACCGGCAGCAGGUUCACCAUUUACAAGGUCAACAAGGCCAGUAAAAAGAAACGCGAAAAGUCAACCGCUAAAAAGGAGCGCAAAGCCACGAAAACUCUCGCCAUCGUGUUAGGGGUGUUCCUGGUGUGCUGGGUGCCGUUUUUCACGUGCAACAUCAUGGACGCCAUGUGCACCAAGCUGGGCGCCACCUGCCAGCCGGGGGUGGCCGCCUUCAUCGUCACCACCUGGCUCGGCUACAUGAACUCGUUCGUCAACCCGGUCAUCUACACCAUCUUCAAUCCCGAGUUCCGAAAAGCGUUCAAAAAACUGUGCAUCAGCGGCACUUAAUGACGCGCUCAACCCUUACUGAGUCUUCGUACCUUGGAGUGAAAGGAGGAAAAAAUCAAGAAAAAGAAGGUUUUGGGCCAACUUUUCAACCGCCCUGCUGAACAUGUAAAAAAACGUGAUAUACGAGCUUCUGCGAGAGAAUGACGGAAAUGACACUCUUCUGUUGGACGCGCAAAAUAUGUUUCAAAGGCAAAUAUUUUCUUACACCAGCUCUAAAGUUUAAAGAAAAAAUCGUUCGUCGCAAAGUACGGAGUGGCCCGGCCACCUAACUACGCUCUUUUUCUGCGUGGAAUCGACGUAACCGCCUAAAAUAGCCGUCGUCGAUUCUGCCCGAAAUCGACUUUCGGUGGCCGGGCUGUUGUCAAGCAAGGCGAAGGGUCGACUUUAUUUAAAAUAGACCUAUCAAAACAAUGUGAGAGUGCAUUGGGCUCGGCCCUUCCGCCUUAAUGUGCUUCAUACGUGUGCAGGGAACAGUGUAUAGCGCAGCUCUUUCAGAAUACAUGUAGCCUCUCUGCCACAAAACGGCAGGUACGGUUGUCAAAGAUAUUAUGCGCAUAAUUUUCCUCUUUGUGAUGUGUUUUUUAAGUAAGUAGCUGCGCGCCGAGCAAACGGAGCGGCAGAUUUGUUUGGGGUGGUCGGCUCCGAUCGAUUACACACACAUAUACUUAAUCAUCCCCUCUGUGAGGCAACUCAAAAAAAUUAGGACUACAUUGUAUGGAAAAAAACAAUCACUGAUUGUAAGAGAGAGUUUCUAAUAGCAAACAAAACGCUCAAUUUUUUCUUCUACUUUUUUGGAAUUUUUUCAUUAAUAAGAGUCUCGUUUUACAUUCGUUUUUGAUCUGCAAAAAUAAUAAUUUUCUUUCACUGGCGCUUCGCCGUGUGAUCCAUUCAUAAAGCAUAUAUAAAUGGGCCGAAAGGACCAGAGAGAGCGGCUGGGGUCGUUAAUUCAGGGUAUUUGCUGGAAAUGCAUUGAAAACUCAUACAUAUAUUCAUAUUGAUCCGCCGACGUUUUUCAGCUCUCUCAUUUCACUACUCUACAAGGAAAGUGUGCUCAAAAUUUCCAGCUUCCGCAACCCGACGCACUCGAUCGGCCUUUGCCCACAUUAAAUGUCUCAUUGAAUCAUGUAUGAUGAAACAGCUUACUUGAUAUAUUGAUAUAAUAUAAAAAGCGGCCAAAACUUUUAGACGAGAGAAAAACAUACACUUUGAUGUUACUCGCAUCUCCUAAUUUUUUGUAAUAAUUAACUAGCAAUUAGUAUACAUUCGUGUUGAAAGUGACUCGUAGAGUUGUGAGGGACGAAAAUGUGAACGACGUCCUCUGAUUGGUGCGCAAAAUAUCAGUCAGAGGAGGCCUCACGGAAAACCUGACCAAAGAUAUUGAAAUUAUAUUGAUAAAUUUUGGAGAAGAGCGGAGAACCAGGGAGACGCAAGACAAAUAUGUAUCCAGUUUUUGAAUCUGUGCGUCGGCGUAGGUAUAGAGUAAAAACUUGUGCAGUUUCAGCGUAAUUGCCCAGCAAGCAAUCUCAAACGUCCUCGGGCAAAUUGCUCUCGCGCCUUGAGUACAGCAAAAGCAGAUGCCAGGAGAGAAAAAAAGUAAGCGUCCCUUGGCUCCAUUCUUCUCGUACGUUGGAGGUAGCGAAGCGAGAUAAUUGAAUAAAAUGGGCGAAAAUAAGAAAAUUGUUAUGAUUAGAGAAAAAAAAACUCUUCUUUUGAGUUGCCGGUGUUGCAAAAAAGAUAAAGAAAAAUAUAUCGUCGCAAUAAUAAAGCACACCAACUCGGUUUGUGCGCAAACUGAAGUGGUGUUGGGUCCAUAAGUGUACUAUUUGCCGUGUGCAUAUGAUAUGAGGUACUUGUUACAAUAUAUUGUUGUAGACGGAGGCCGGUCAGCCUGCGUGGGUGUCGCGGGCUCGGCGGAGGGUGAGCGGCUCGGAGCUGAAACAGACUGUCCUGCAGCCCCAUUCUGAUUCAGCGACGGCACACCGGCUCCGCUAGCUGGGCACCCACGCACCCAAGGGCGACAGGCACCCGCUAAUACUUACAAUAUGGAAGGGGAGAAUGCUCUAUAUACAUAUUGUAUGAAUUUCCUCUUGUUCUGUUUGUGAAGACGAAGAAAUUUUAAACACACAAAUAAAGUUUAUUUAUUGCUUUA
This is a messenger RNA of Neocloeon triangulifer, 4012 nucleotides long. Its product is annotated as dopamine D2-like receptor. The transcript has 9 exons. Gene Ontology annotation, biological process: adenylate cyclase-activating adrenergic receptor signaling pathway. The record is from RefSeq and is a predicted model, not a curated record. The coding region runs from base 184 to 1863 and encodes 559 amino acids. Gene Ontology annotation, molecular function: dopamine neurotransmitter receptor activity, coupled via Gi/Go; G protein-coupled receptor activity. Gene Ontology annotation, cellular component: membrane. Lineage: Eukaryota; Metazoa; Arthropoda; Insecta; Ephemeroptera; Baetidae.